Prunus avium (sweet cherry) is the source of this 1871-nucleotide messenger RNA. The record is from RefSeq and is a predicted model, not a curated record. Lineage: Eukaryota; Viridiplantae; Streptophyta; Magnoliopsida; Rosales; Rosaceae.
CAGCGCACAUACUUUACAACCAAAUAUUUCAUAAAAAUACCAUCUCAAAAUUCCCCUAGAUCUGCAUCAUCUUCCCAUUACAAAAAGAAUUUAAUUGAAUUGAAGUGAUUGUUUUCGCUUUCUGUCUUACAUUUGAAGUGAAACGACACCGUAUAGAUGGACGAAGAUGAGGCUGUUUUGGUAAAAUCAAGUUGAAUUAACUUUUGCUGGCAGUUGAAGAAAGGUUGGCCGGCCCGAGAUUUCAAAUUCCUGUAAGACUCUGACUGCUGAGCUUAAUCUUUAAGAAGGAAGAAGAAGAAGAAGAAGGAAUACGGCGACGUUUUGGAUCGAGUGGGGGCGAAGAGGAGCUUAGCAAAAUGGUGAAGGGACUGCAACUACAAGGGCAAAACCUGCCACCGGAUUUGACCCAAGUCAUUGAUCAGCUGGAGCGCCACUGCUUGGCACCCGAUGGUUCUCUCGUCUCCAAAUUGUUGGCAAUUGCAAUGGUGGAAGAGUAUCAACAAGCAGUUUCGGUGGCCAAUCUUGGAGGAAUUCGAGAUGUUCAGGGUUUAUAUCUGCAAUCGGACUUGAAGAAUCCUCCUCAGUUGUACGAGACAUUGGAGCAUCGCAUGAUUGUUGCGGAAGCAGCUCAAAGAUUGAGGCUUCCUCUUAUCUCCAAAGAUGGUGAAAUUCAUGAGGAAGAAAUUGAAAAAUGCAGUACGAUGUCACGCAGUUCCCUUGACAGUACCAGUACCAGCGUUACAAUCAGCUCAAGUUCCAACUCAACCAAUUUUAAUACUGCUACUAGCACCAGUAGUGCAGCAAACAACAAUCUUUCUCUUAGUGCUACUGAUGCUGUGGAAUCUGGAGUUGGUGGUGUUCCGAAUCGCUUUCUUGGAAUUACACCUGCAUAUUUAUGGCAAACACAGCUCCAGCAAACACCAUUGUCAAUGGACAUGACAGAAUAUCAGUUGUGUCUUUCUCGGGAGAUUGAAGUCCGUUUAGUAGCUAAAUGUGAUAAAUUAGCCGAUGCCUUUAUAAUGGAUGACAAUGACUCGUCAUCUGGGCAUCAGAAUUCAAGUUCUUGCCUUCCAGAAAGGGUGAAGUUGAUAAUUGAGGAGAUGGAAAGGGAGGAAGCUGCUCUACGGGAAGAUCUAUAUUCUGCGGAUAGAAAAUUUGCUGAAUAUUAUAAUGUCCUAGAGCAGAUACUGGGAGUGCUCAUCAAACUGGUCAGAGAUUUGAAGUUGCAACAUCAACAUAAAUAUGACGGACUGCAAAAAACAUGGCUUUGCAAGAGGUGUGAGACGAUGAGUGCAAAAUUGAGGGUUCUGGAGCAUGUUCUCCUUCUUGAAACUUAUACUAAGGAGUCAAUACCGGCCCUACAUAAAAUAAGGAAGUAUCUCCUUGAAGCUACAGAUGAAGCUUCAAUCGCAUAUAAUAAAGCGGUUACACGUCUUAGAGAAUAUCAGGGUGUUGAUCCUCACUUUGAUUCAAUUGCAAGGCAAUACCAUGAUAUUAUAAAGAAAUUGGAAAAUAUGCAAUGGACAAUCGACCAAAUUGAAAUGGACCUGACACACCCAGAUCACGUAAAUGCAUAGAACCUGCUGUAUCUUGUUUGGUCUUGUUUUCUGAGUCCAAGCCUCCAAUUGCUUCAUCACUGGCCUGUUGAUUGUUUCCUUAGGGAAAUGAAAAACGCCUUCUGAAUAGUAUCAUCAUGCUUGUGACUUUCUUCUUUGUUUGACAUUUGUGCUUAUGGUUAUAAGCUAGAUUGGUCAUAGACAGAGCUGAUUUUUGAAAUGUUGUGUAUAAUUAUCUCCUUACAAGGAGGAUACUCUGUAAAUCAUCAUCACAUUAAAAGAAUUAUAGGCAUCUCGCCACGUUUUAUGACCUUA